CUCGGACAUACCAAAAUGGUUGACCUCCAACGCGAGAUGGAGAAACUGGCGGUGGACCGCUUGGCAACGUCGAUGCGCCGCCUCCAUGCGGCCAUUGACAGCAUUCGUGCAGUGAAAAUGCAUCCAUCUAUGGACAUUGAAACAAAGAUUCUUGACAUCCUGCCGCCUGUGGCCGAUACCACUCAUAGCACCAUCAGCGACAGGCUGCUAGCCCUUGUGAACGCCUUGUCCGAAGCUAUCGAGGAUGCCGAGGCUCUCGAAAGCACUCGAAGCCCUCCUGUAAACCUGCAAAAACCUCGAGCGCCAUUGUGCCUAUUGAGCCUUCGUGACUACACAGGCGUCCAGGCGGCCAUGGAACUCAUCCUGGUGUGGGGCGCAUAUCCAUGCGUCGAACAUGGCGUACUCACGCCCAUUCCACAACGAGUGGUGGCCAAGACCUUCAAGAUUGACCAGGCCAUGGUGCAACACGUGGCGACCGCGGCCUCCAGCCCCAUCAACCCGCCAUCUCAGCUCGACAACGUUUUGAAGAGUUUAUUGCGCAUCCUUCUGCUGUCGCAAUUCAAGCCCAUGUUGCUGCCAGCCUAUUUGUCGGACUUGUUGGUGUGCCUAAUCGUUCGCAUUCACUGCAUGCCCGAUUCUCCACCAGGCGCAGCGGCAGCUUUGCUGCAGCACCUUCUCGAUGCUGUGCCCAUUCGAGUCAUCAUGGCAAGCCUACGCGGAGUUCUCGCGACGCCACAUGACAACGCCGUGUUCAAGGCGCAGUGUGGUCGGCUUCUCUCGCAAUGCGUGCUGAAGGAUGGUGGCGUGCUCGCGACCAUUGAAAUGCUCCUAAGCACGGUGGACGAAGGCAACACCCAAGCUCGACUGCAAGUCGCAGCGCUGAUUGCCCGAUGCCCCCGCGCCCUCACAACCACUGAAUACUUCCACGCCAUCGCGCCACAAGUUCGGUGGUUGCUCACGCAUCCAACAACGAAGCUCCUACGCGAGGUGGCGGGACUCAUUACAUCCCAGUUGAUUCUGGACCAUCCCAUCGACGUUGUCGAUGCAUGCAUCUUGCGGCCACUCUUUCUGCCGCUCCUUCGAUUUGUUCUCGAAAGCGAGGACAGCAGUGACCCCUCCGACGACACGGCCAUGUCCUUCGUCUCGACGGAAGCAGAGAUCGAGGCAUGCGUCGCCGCGAUGAAAUGUAUGGUGCUUGGUCCCGUCCCGCCGACGCCUGUCUUGGACGCUCUCCUACCGCUCUUUCGACCGCUCGUGUACCUCGACGCUUUCGCGCGCACCAGCAAAUCGUAUCUUCAUGCUGACACGCAGCGGCUUCUCCUCUUGUUCACACAACAACAUCCUGCCGCUGCGACGCACAUUGCAUCGUGCGUUCUUACCACCGCACCGCCACGCCACGUCGUGCGUGCAUCGUUGUGGUGCACGAAGCAGCCAGCGCCCUCCACGUCCCAUGGACUGGUGUUUUGUGCUGGGGGCUCCGGUGGCGUGGGGCUGAGACGGGGGCAGGACGAGAACGUCAUCGAUCAUGUCAUCGACGCUAUUGUCGACCUGCUGGGCCACCCCGAUCUGGACGAAAGCAACGUCGUCGUCGGCGAGUUGUUUUCCCAUCUCUUGACCACGUACAUGCACGUGAGGACGACACCCCCAAGCGAAGGACUUGACAAGCUCGAUGUCGACACCGGGAGCAUGCGGCUCCUUCUCCAAAUCACCGAGAGUCUAGGCCCGGCCGUCCUUCGAAGCGGUGUCGUUAUCUUGCAAACACUGGUGACGGUGUUAUCCAUGUACAUCGACGCGGACAUUUCUGGCGACGACGCCGAGAACUUGGACGUCCUCAGCGUCGGGCUCAGCAUGGCGACAACAAUUGUCCAAGCAGGCGCAUCGGCGCGGACACCCGAUGAAGAAGCGUUGCUGACAAAGAUGCUGGUGCCGCUGGAGCAGCUGGCGGCUCAUCCAAACGCGCCCAUUGCGGAAAUGGCGAGCGACUUGAGUCUGCACAUUUUGUCUCGGUCGGCCGCUCCAGACGACGGCGCUCAGAGUGCCGUCGUCACAUUCGACGACAUGAUGGCCCGGUCCAACGCCGACUUGCAGAGCACUCAAGUGCCGCUGCGAGCGCGCGGCCUCGCUCGCCUGACCAAGUGGAUCCGUCGUCGGAAGCCUGUGAACAACGUCGAUGCGCUUGUGCAGCUGUGCAUCCAUCACUUGACCGACGCGGACAGCUACGUGUACCUGGCAGCCGUCCAAGCGCUCGCUGGGCUGGGGGAUGUGUUUGCAGACAAGACCAUUCCACUGCUGCUGGACGCAGUUCAGGACGUCAAGGUUUCGAUCGAACAGCGCAUCAAAGUCGGCGAAGCGCUCGUUUUUACCGCGCGGCGGUGUGGCGCCAUGAUGCCCAAAUAUGGCCGGGCAUUCGUGCACGGGUACUUGGGAUGCAUUCGCCGACAUCCCCAAGCAACCAAGAUGCAAGACAGUUUGGAGGAAGCCACGUUUCGUGCGAGUUGUUUAUCGAAUUUGGCCGAAGUGUGUGGCCUGCUGCAGUGGGCAAUUCACCCGUACAUCACGGACGUGGUGGCGUGUGUGCGGGGUAUCCUCGAUACGGAGCGACUCACGACGGACGCGCACAUCGCGCUUCGCCGAGGCGCGGUGUUUGUGCUGUAUCACAUGUUGCAGUUGUUCGGGCGCGAUAUACUGGAAGCGAUACCCGACGCAAUGACGCCGAUCUACCGUCUAUUGAAACAUGAAGCUGCGUCGGAGACGGACCCGGUGUGUCGGUUCCAUGCCGAGAACGGCGUGAAGGAACUCGACACGAUCAUGCGCGGCGAGCUAUUCCAUCUGAGCCAGGACGACGACGACCGCCACCCGGCUGGCCUUCCCUCGUUGAUAUUUCUCAACAAAGAACGUUAAUGCCGUCGGAGUGCACCCUUGCGUUGCCGCGACCAACCUCCCCUUGCCGGUGGCGUCGUUUGGAUGCAGC
Aphanomyces invadans is the source of this 2971-nucleotide messenger RNA. RefSeq lists its product as hypothetical. Gene Ontology annotation, biological process: protein secretion. The coding region runs from base 16 to 2901 and encodes 961 amino acids. The transcript is spliced from 11 exons. Lineage: Eukaryota; Oomycota; Saprolegniomycetes; Saprolegniales; Verrucalvaceae. The record is from RefSeq and is a predicted model, not a curated record.